GAUUGAAUAUAAAAAAAUUGAUGAUGUCGAUAAGCAGGAUAAUAGCCGUCGGAUGAGCGAGCACCCGUCGAUAAAAGAAAACGCAGUUAGAGAGAAGAGCAAGGAUCAGGAAUAGGAUGAUGGCGAAAGCUGAGAAGCCUGAUGAUUACUUCGACAGCGAUGCUUUAGAAGCAGCGGAGCUUGUUCUUUAUCAAGUUUCUGAAUGUUAUGUUUAUUUGAUUCCGCCGAGAAAAACUGCUGCUUCUUACAGGGCUGAUGAAUGGGAUAUCAAUAAAUGGGCAUGGGAGGGUGUUUUGAAGGUUGUUAGCAAGGGAGAAGAAUGUAUUAUCAAGCUAGAGGAUAAGACAACAGGUGAAUUAUAUGCUCGGGCAUUUUUAAGAGAUGGGGAGCCGCACCCAGUUGAACCAGUAAUUGAUAGCAGCAGAUACUUUGUUCUACGUAUAGAAGAGAAUAUUGACGGUCGCCUUCGGCAUGCCUUUCUUGGCAUUGGAUUCCGAGAAAGACCUCAGGCUUACGACUUCCAAGCUGCACUUCAUGAUCAUAUGAAGUACCUCAACAAAAAGAAAACUGCUGAGGAGAUGGAAGAACAGUACCAAAAUAGUACAGUUGAUUACAGUUUAAAGGACGGGGAGACUAUUGUACUUCAAUUGAAGAAUAAAGGUGGUGGUAAUGUUCGAUCCAAGUUUUUUGAUCAGGGCUUGAAUAAGAUCUCAAUUGAAGAGAAGGGAAAUGGAAAAGAGCCUAUUAUCUGUCUCAAGCCACCCCCACCUCCAUUAGCACCGCUUUCACCUUCUGUAAGCUCUACUAAUUCUCCUUCACUUUCGCCCAAAAGCUUCAGUCUUGAGGAAGAUUCCAAAGACAAGUCAUCAGUCUCACUAGAGAUACAAUCAAAAGAAUCAACUACUCAAGACAAUGAAAGCUCACAAGUACUGGAUGAUGACUUUGGUGAUUUUCAAGCGGCAGGUUAAAAAACUUGGUGUGUUUGUACUUUUAGGAUUGAAGUUGCUAUGUUGUGUUUGGAUGGGAUGGUGUAUAUGAAUUUUUCAUUCUGUCUUUUUUAACUGAACCUUACAACUGUCUGGUUGUAUAUUUGCUGACCUGAAUAACAUUCGUAUGCUGUCGAGUUUAAUGUUCA
This is a messenger RNA of Daucus carota subsp. sativus, 1135 nucleotides long. RefSeq lists its product as uncharacterized. The record is from RefSeq and is a predicted model, not a curated record. NCBI's taxonomy places the organism in Eukaryota, Viridiplantae, Streptophyta, Magnoliopsida, Apiales, Apiaceae. Gene Ontology annotation, cellular component: clathrin vesicle coat; membrane. Bases 117 to 968 code for a protein of 283 amino acids. Gene Ontology annotation, biological process: endocytosis. The transcript has 9 exons.